AUGGCCUCAGUAGCCAAAGUCAAGUCCCUAGAUCAUCUCGUCCUGACGGUCAAGGACAUUGACGCCACCAUCAAAUUCUACCAGGAUGUCUGUGGGAUGCAGCACACCUCAUUCCCUGCGGCCACCGAUCCCAGCAUCACCCGGCACGCUCUGAACUUUGGCAACCAGAAAAUCAACCUACACCAAACUGGAAAAGAAUUUGAACCCAAAGCGGAGCGCGUCCAGCCAGGGAGCGGUGACUUGUGCUUUCUGGUGGAGGACGAUGUGGUCGGGGUCCUGGAUCGGCUCAAGGAGAAAGGGAUCAGUGUGCUUGAAGGUGGUAACGUGGUUGAGAGGACUGGAGCCCAGGGGAAGCUGCGGAGCGUCUAUCUCAGAGAUCCUGAUGGUAAUUUGAUCGAGUAA
Molecule: messenger RNA, 402 nt
Organism: Cladophialophora psammophila CBS 110553
Lineage: Eukaryota; Fungi; Ascomycota; Eurotiomycetes; Chaetothyriales; Herpotrichiellaceae
Product: biphenyl-2,3-diol 1,2-dioxygenase
Exons: 1
Coding region: 1-402 (133 amino acids)
Source: RefSeq, a predicted model, not a curated record